AUGUUUAGAAGGCCAUGGGAAGAAAUGCUCUCCAGACGCAAGUGGACAGGAUCUGAGGAGGACAGAUUCAUCGACAUAUGGGUGCACAACCUGCAUCUAUUUGUGCCCGGCAAGAAACUGACGAACGUCUACACGGAGCUGGAGCUGUAUUAUCGGGAUGUCGGCAUAGAAGUCACCGCCCAAGGUGUCAAGUCCAAAAUGGAGACACUGAAGCGAAAAUAUUUCACUAUGCUGCACUCCGACGAUGAUUCGAGUACCUGGAAACACUUCGAUACGAUGGCCCAUAUAGUAAAUAGUUCAAUCAAAGACUCCAAAGAUACAGAAUGGAAGGACUAUACGAAGCCACCAAAAGAGCCACCAAAGCCCUCUCGCAAAACGUGUUCCUCUGUUUAUAUGGACGAUGGCUCACAACCCGAAAGCGAAUACGAGGGAACGUUUAACUCGGUCUUCGUAGACGAAAGUUCUCCGCACCUUUUUAAUGAAGAGGAAAAACCCAAAGUCAAGAGACGAAGGCGAAGAUUAAAAAAUAAUAAUAUUAAUAUUACGAGCAAGCCUGGAGGAAAACGUAGAGUAUGGCAGACGGCGGAUGAAUGCAAAUUCGUUGAUGUCUGGAGAAAGUAUGGCAGUGAUUUACAAAGCGAUAGGCGGAAAAAAAUGGAUGUUUAUAAGGAUAUGCAUUGGGACCUUGACAAGAUUGGUAUUAGUAUAUCGCCAAAUGAUAUCAAGUCCAAAAUUGAAUCCCUUAUUCGCGUCUUUAGAGCUCAUCAAUAUUCUGACGGCGACAAGUCCGAAUGGAUUCACUAUAAAAAAAUAUCUCAGACUCUUAAUCCUACAGAAAGCCACUACGAAGCUACAGAAGAGCCCAAUGGCUGCAGCAGCUCCGAAGAAGUUUCAGAUUCAGAAUGGUUCAAGGAAAUGGAGCUAAAACCCGAAACCAACACCUGCAGCAAUCCCUCAAAUGACUCUGUUGUCAAUGAAUUCGAUGGUAGUAUUCAGGCAGAAACUAAGAUCUGCACCGAUCCACCGAAUUCAAACUCCUCUGUUGUCAAUCAGUUCGAAGGUAGUAUUGACCACUACUCUCACGAUUCCGAUUCCAGCAUAGAAUUUUCUAUGGUUGAUCCUGAUCCUGAUCCGAGACUCUGCCAAGUGUCUAUUGAGAUAUUAGACCAAGAAGAGGAGACUAAGCCUAUUAAAAUGUUCGAUGAAGAACUAUUGGAACAAGAAGAGCCGAUCAAGACGUUUCAAUCCCCUCCUGAGGAAAAACUAAAAGCAGCUGAAGAGUUUAGCAAAUUUGUAACAAAAGAGUUGGCCGUCUUGAAUGAUGAUUUGCUAAUCGAAGCAAAGCGCCAAAUUUACAAUGUUAUAUGUGCCCUGCAAAUGAAACAAAAUAAAGUUAAUAAAAAAUCGUAAUUGACCAAAUAAACGCACCUAUUUUUCAUUGAAGUAA
Messenger RNA from Drosophila takahashii, 1447 nucleotides. NCBI's taxonomy places the organism in Eukaryota, Metazoa, Arthropoda, Insecta, Diptera, Drosophilidae. The record is from RefSeq and is a predicted model, not a curated record.